AUGAUUUUUGGUAAUUCACUACUUUUGCCUACCUUGUACACUUUUGCUGUCGCAACACCUUUGUUGAAAAGAGAUUCCUGUACCUUAUCAGGGUCCUCUCUGUCCUCACUCUCAACUGUGAAAAAAUGUACCAGUAUAAUUAUCAAAGAUUUAACUGUUCCAGCUGGACAAACUUUAGAUCUAAGCGGUUUGAGCAAGGGCACCACUGUUACCUUUCAAGGCACGACUACGUUUCAAUACAAGGAAUGGGCUGGUCCUUUGAUUUCAAUAUCAGGAUCCAAAAUUAGUGUUGUUGGCGCCUCAGGGCAUCUUAUUGAUGGUCAAGGAGCUAAAUGGUGGGACGGUUUAGGUGAUAACGGAAAGGUCAAGCCAAAAUUUGUAAAAUUAGCCUUGACAGGGACAUCAAAAGUCACUGGAUUGAAUAUUAAAAAUGCACCACAUCAAGUUUUCAGCGUCAAUAAAUGUUCUGAUUUAACCAUCAGUGGCGUAACAAUUGAUAUAAGAGACGGUGAUUCUGCGGGUGGUCACAACACAGAUGCGUUUGAUGUUGGUAGCUCCACCAAUGUAGUGAUUCAGGGAUGUACAGUUUAUAAUCAAGACGAUUGUAUCGCUGUUAAUUCUGGUACGACUAUCAAAUUCCUCAAUAAUUAUUGCUACAAUGGCCACGGUAUUUCUAUAGGCUCUGUUGGUGGCCGUUCUGAUAAUACUGUCAACGGCUUUUGGGCUGAAAACAAUCAUGUGAUCAACUCCGACAAUGGAUUGAGGAUUAAGACUGUACAAGGUGCCACAGGGUCGGUUACUAAUGUCAACUUUAUCACCAAUACGAUUAGCAAUAUAAAAAAAUACGGUAUUGUUAUCGAAGGUGAUUAUCUGAAUGGUAAGACCACAGGUACUGCUACGGGGGGCGUUCCUAUUUCAAAUUUAGUGGUGAAAGGCAUCACGGGGAGUGUGAAUUCCGCAGCCAAAAAGGUCAAAGUCUUGGUCAAAAAUGCUUCUAACUGGCAGUGGUCUGGGGUGUCCAUUAGCGGUGGUUCUUCCUAUUCUGGCUGUUCUGGCAUCCCAUCUGGCUCUGGUGCAUCGUGCUAG
Messenger RNA from Saccharomyces kudriavzevii IFO 1802, 1086 nucleotides. RefSeq names its product endo-polygalacturonase (gene PGU1). Gene Ontology annotation, molecular function: polygalacturonase activity. Gene Ontology annotation, cellular component: extracellular region. The coding region runs from base 1 to 1086 and encodes 361 amino acids. The record is from RefSeq and is a predicted model, not a curated record. The transcript has a single exon. NCBI's taxonomy places the organism in Eukaryota, Fungi, Ascomycota, Saccharomycetes, Saccharomycetales, Saccharomycetaceae. Gene Ontology annotation, biological process: pectin catabolic process.